AUGUCAUCCCAGUUUUUGUCACUAUCACCAGUGACUCCUGCAGAGAAAGAAAAAGAUGAGACAAUCAAAAAGGACAGGCCAUAUAAGAUCUUUUUUAAAGAUCUCUUUCUUUUCAAAGAAAAUGAAAUGGCAGCAAAGAAAAGGGAAAAGUUUCUGAACCGUAACAUGAAAGUCUACCAAAAGUCUACUUUUUCAUCACGAAUGAAGAAUCGUUCACAUCUGGGCCAAAUAGCAAUCUUCACCGACACAGGUGGUGCCUCAGUUGAACGACUGGGGCUAGAUCCCACUCUUAUUCUCAGAUUAACAGAAGGUGCAGACACAAAAAGGACCAUCCAUGAAUUUAUUAGUGACCAGAGAGACAGGUUUAUGCUCGAGUAUACUCUGUCAACCAAAAGAAACACCAUCCAAAGGUUUGAAAAACACACAGCAAUGAAGGAAAGGAAACUCAUGAAAGCAGAAAAAAAGCUCGAAGAAGACGCGGUAGCCUUUGAAGAGUUCCUGCGAGAAAACGACCAGAGAUCUGUAGAUGCUCUCAAAAUGUUCGUCCCCCCCACCCCUUUGGCCAAAUCGCUUUUUACCCUCUUCUUUCUUCUUUUUAGUUUCUCAGAACACAGACCAAUACAAAACAGACUAACAAAUCUGUCCCUUUUCAGUGCAGCGCAGGAAACUAUAAACAAACUGCAAAUGACGGCGGAACUCAAAAAGGCGAGUUUGGAGAUCCAGUCGGUGAAAAGUGAAAUAGCAAAAACAGAAUUCCUCCUCAGAGAGUACAUGAAAUAUGGGCUUUUUCUGAUGAAACUGUCUCCAAAACAAUGGCAAAUCCAGCAAGCAAUGAAAAAGGUGUCAAGGAGUAAAGAAAAUGUGAAUGUUACGCUUCCAAGUAUAAUAAGAAAAUUAAGUGCAAGGAGAAGAGAGACCACUGACGAGUCCAGGAGGACAUCAUUUUCGGAAGAUUCUUCUCUGGGAAGAGGUAGCCAAGCAAGAUCACGCAGGAGGACCACUCCCAACCUAGAGGAAAAGAAAUCAUCCUUAUCAAACCAAACUGAGAGUAUCAGUUCAGAAGACAGUUUGGAAUUCUUUUUAGAUGAUGAUAUGGACUACGAUCUGGAGCCAGAACUUUAUUUCAAAGAACCUGAAGAGUUACUUCAAGUCCUCACAGAGCUGGAAGAGCAGAAUCUUACUUUGGUACAAUAUUCCCAAGAUGUAGAUGAAAAUCUUGAAGAUGUAAAUAAAAGAGAAAAAGUUAUACAGGAUAAAAUAAAUACCAACAUAGAGUUUCUUUUGGAACACAAGGAAUUGCUCAAGGCCAACUGUGUAAGAGAAGAAGAAAAAGCAGCAGAGUUGGAAUUAAGGUCCAGGCUAUUUAGUUUUGGAGAAUAUAACUCAGAUGCUCAGGAAAAACUGAUAGACUCUCUUAGUAAAAAAAUUAACCAAGUAUACAAAGUCUGCAUUGGAGAUGCUGAGGUUGGAAGCCUCAACCCAGUUCAAAAGCUGGUAAAAGUAGAGACUCGCCUGGUAGAAUUGAGUGAUCUCAUUGACUCCAUUCCCAAAGAAAAUGUGGAGGCAAUUGAGAGGAUGAAACAGAAAGAACGACGGCAAAGGUUGCGUGAAGAGAAAAUGAGAGAGAAACAGAAACACCAGGAAGAAAGGCUAAAAGCUGCCCUGGAAAGAGCAGUAGCACAACCAAAGAAAAAGAAGGGAAGACAACUUAUCUACCGUUCAAAACCUCCAUCUGGUAACAAACAUGAACUACUUUUAGUCAAGGAUACAAGAACAAAAUCCCUGGAGGAAGAGUAUUUUUUCACUUGA
Budorcas taxicolor (takin) is the source of this 1809-nucleotide messenger RNA. It is a transcript of the gene CCDC38, whose product is annotated as coiled-coil domain containing 38. NCBI's taxonomy places the organism in Eukaryota, Metazoa, Chordata, Mammalia, Artiodactyla, Bovidae. Gene Ontology annotation, cellular component: centrosome. The record is from RefSeq and is a predicted model, not a curated record.